AGGUGAGUCAAUAGUGCUUAUUUUGUUCUCAACUUUUGAGAGAGAGCCAUCUAGUGUCAGUCGGGCCAAGCUCGUGCGAGUGAUUAGUGCAACUGUGUAGUGUUUACGGAAAUACUAAAUAAUCAAAAUGCCUGGACGUCCUAUCUGGCAGUGCGCCAACAAACGCGAGCCCGAAAAGGAGCAGGAGGCGCAGAGAUGGAUCGAAGCGGUCAUCGGAGAGAAGUUCCCAUCAAACCUCCCAUACGAGUUGGCCCUCCGUGAUGGCAUCAUCCUCUGCAAGCUAAUGAACAAGCUUCAGCCAGGCAUCAUCUCUAAAGUGAAUGUUUCCGGGGGCGACUACAAGUUCAUGGACAACAUUAGCCAAUUCCAAAAGGCCUGCAUCAAAUACGGAGUUCCAGAUACGGACCUGUUCCAAUCAACUGACCUCUGGGACCAAAAGAACAUCGCGCUGGUGACGCAAACAAUCUUUGCCCUCGGCAGGACGUCAUACAAACAUCCAGAAUGGCGUGGUCCCUUCCUUGGCCCGAGACCUGCUGAAGAAAACCGCCGUGAGUUCAGCGAAGAUGUCCUCCGUGCAGGAGAAUCAGUUAUCGGCCUACAAGCUGGCACAAACAAAUUGGCAUCACAAUCGGGACAAAGCUUCGGUGCUUCGCGCAAGAUCAUUCUCGGCAAGUGAAGUUACCAAGGCGCUAGGAAUCCGAAGCGUUAUACAACGAACGCAUCAUAAGUCUAGGUCAUACAAUAUAAAUGUAGGUAGUAAUAAACUUAUACAAUUGAAUAAUUUUGUAAUAUUAUUAUGGAUCUGUUGACUUACGUAAUGAUAAGAUAACAACCCCAGUUAUUUUAUUGUUGUGGUUAAUUUUUAAUUUAAUUUAUAUUUUUACUAUGAACAAACAACUUGACUCCAAACUUAUUCCAAAGAAUCUAGAUAAAUAAACUGUGCCUACCUACCGAUUAAAUAUUUUAAAUUACUCCUAUUUGCUUAAUGUAAGACCUAUUUACUUACCUGUUUAAUAUCAUAAGUCAUUAUUAUUAUAAUUUAAUAAAUUAAAAUAUUAAGUAUGUAUAAAGCUGUUAGCAGAAUUCGUAAGAAAAAUAUUAGGUACCUAGUUAUAUAAGUACUUACCUACUUUAAAUAAAAGAAUAUGAAAAUUCA
Messenger RNA from Maniola jurtina (meadow brown), 1156 nucleotides. Its product is annotated as muscle-specific protein 20-like. The transcript is spliced from 4 exons. Gene Ontology annotation, molecular function: protein binding. Lineage: Eukaryota; Metazoa; Arthropoda; Insecta; Lepidoptera; Nymphalidae. The coding region runs from base 128 to 676 and encodes 182 amino acids. The record is from RefSeq and is a predicted model, not a curated record.